UCGCGCACAGGAAAGACGGGAGCAGCUACUAGCUAGAGUGGUCAGCAAUGGCGCAGCUGAGAGCACCCACCGACGAGCAGCGGCAGGAGGAGGCGCUGCACGGCGAGAAGGACGACGUCGUCGUCGCCGCAGGCGGCAGCGAGAGCAACAAGAAGGCGCGCGCGGGGCUAUGCGGCGUGCUCCGGGAGCGCAAGGUGGUGGACCUGGCGCGCGCCAAGCGCCGGCUGGUGGAGGUCCCCUACACCGCGACGCUGGCGCACACGGCGAACGCGCUCCUCGCGGCGCGCGUCUCCGCGGUCGCCGUGGCCGCGCCGCCGGGCCACUGGAUCGGCGCCGGCGGGUCCAUGAUCCUCGAGUCCGACCCGGCCACCGGCGCCGUCCGCAAGCACUACAUCGGCAUGGUCAACAUGCUCGACAUCCUCGUCCACAUCGCCGAGGCCAGCGACGAGGCCGAGGCCGACGACGAGGCGGUCGACCUCGACCGCCGCAUGGCCGUCCCGGUGUCCUCCGUCAUCGGCCACUCCCUCGAGGGCCUCACCCUCUGGACGCUCCAUCCCAACACCAGCGUGCUGGACUGCAUGGAGACGUUCAGCAAGGGGGUGCACCGGACGCUGGUGCCGCUGGAGAGCUCGGCGGACAACGUGGUGGCGGUGGAGCUCGUGGAGUCCGCGCCGGGGUACCGGAUGGUCACCCAGAUGGACGUGGUGAGGUUCCUCCGGGCGCACGGCGCUGAGCUCAAGGGCGUGCUGUCGCGCACCGUGCGCGAGCUCGGCGCCGUGAGCGAGGCCGUGUUCGCGGUCGCGAGCGGCGCCAGGGUGAUCGACGCCAUCAAGGCGAUGCGCGCGGCGUCGCUCACCGCCGUGCCCGUCGUGGACGCCGCCGCCGGCGGCGAGGAGACCCUGCAGGACGGGAUGGGGAAGAAGGCGAUCGAGACGUUCUCGGCGACGGACCUGCGCGGCUGCCCGGUGGCGCGGCUGCAGCCGUGGCUGGGGAUCAGCGUGACGGAGUUCAAGAGGAAGGUGGCCGAGUACCGGGCGAGCAACAAGCCCGUCGUCCCCGGCGCCGACGCCACGGACACCGGCGUCCCGACCGCCGCCGACGACGCCGACACCCCCGCGGCGGCUGCCGUUGCCACCGAUGAAGAACAGAGCGACGAGCAGCCGCUGGUGACGUGCUCCCUGGAGAGCACCCUCGGCGAGGCGAUCGAGGCGGCGGCCACGAGGCACGUGCACCGGCUGUGGGCGGUGGACGAGGAAGGGCUGCUGCGCGGGGUCGUGUCGCUGACCGACGUCCUCCGGGCGGUGAGGGAGGCCGCGCUCGGCGAGGACCGGGAUCUCCACAGCAUCGUGUCGUCCUAAAGUUGGCAUUGGAGACUUGGAGUUGGAGUGCUUCUGUCCUUAGUGUGAAAAGAUAAAAUGUUGUUUGACUUUUCCCCUCGUGUUCGUCGGC
Panicum virgatum (switchgrass) is the source of this 1449-nucleotide messenger RNA. RefSeq names its product SNF1-related protein kinase regulatory subunit gamma-like PV42a. NCBI's taxonomy places the organism in Eukaryota, Viridiplantae, Streptophyta, Magnoliopsida, Poales, Poaceae. The record is from RefSeq and is a predicted model, not a curated record. The transcript is spliced from 3 exons. Bases 48 to 1358 code for a protein of 436 amino acids.